Cercospora beticola is the source of this 898-nucleotide messenger RNA. RefSeq lists its product as uncharacterized. The record is from RefSeq and is a predicted model, not a curated record. NCBI's taxonomy places the organism in Eukaryota, Fungi, Ascomycota, Dothideomycetes, Mycosphaerellales, Mycosphaerellaceae.
AUGGCGGCCGCGCAAGUCCUGCAGACCCCGGAGCUGCUCGAGAUGAUCUUGCUGAGCAUUCCGUGCCGCGACCUCCUGCUGUCACAGCGCGUCGACCGUACGUGGCACAGCACCAUCCAGGGCUCCGUCAAGUUGAAGCGUGCGCUCUUUCUGGCCCCGACAGGUCCGGUCGUGACUGAUCAUGGAACUAAGCGCCUUCUGUACAAGACGGACACCUGGCAGGUGAUUGAUGCAACUCGUCUGGAUGAGGUUUUAUUCCGCUACGCCGUCGACGAUGAGACUACCGAAGCCUACUGCCUGACCAUGAAUCCCCUCAUGGCCCGCCUGUUCCCGAUCUUGGGUAUGGAACAGAAAGUGGGCGACAUCAUGCCUCCACUCACAGAACGCUUCAAGGCCAGCCUGAACCAUCCCGACGCUUCGUGGCGAAAAAUGCUCGUUUGUCAACCUCCAGUACUCUUUCUUUAUGCGCGCGACAGCAGUGUUGCCGUAGAGCAUCGCUUCACUCUCGACAGUGUGGAGCCUAUGGGACUGGGCAUUGACUGCUAUCAACCCAAAGGCUAUGGUCGCACCUUGAGGAAUAAGGAAGGUAUCAAAAUGCUGGACAUCGCUUGGCUGUACGAACUGUUCCACUGUGACCGUGGCGUUUACGGUUACGUGCCAAGCCGCGUUUAUCUACACGAUGUCUUCACCUGGAAGCGGCCACGGGAGGAGCAUGUCACUGCAGAGACAAUCGCUGCUGCGGCCAAGCCAUACUUGUGGAAGGAAGAACUUACAAAGCUCAAUGUUCUUCCAGUGCACGACGACCGUGCCGCCGACUACCACAGCAUGACUUGGCAGCAGUAAACUUCCUGAGCAGAUCAGUCCACAUUUGGCGGAAGCUGUCCGAAGAGCCGUUCCU